Molecule: messenger RNA, 1935 nt
Organism: Trypanosoma conorhini
Lineage: Eukaryota; Euglenozoa; Kinetoplastea; Trypanosomatida; Trypanosomatidae
Exons: 1
Coding region: 1-1935 (644 amino acids)
Source: RefSeq, a predicted model, not a curated record
AUGGCGCAUACGCCCCGUGGAUUGGGUUUAACCGCCGCAGCUCGCGUGGAUCGGUCGCACUCCUCUUCACUUGCGUCCGACGCACGAGAUGAGGCGGUUGCUGCGGAGGAGGAGGAGGGGCUGUGGCACUGCAAUGAGCAUCGCCCCGAGGAAGCAGGCCUAACCGCACGUGUCUCUCGUUGUAGCAUGCAUGCGGUGGUCAAGGGUUUGGCCCAAUCCUUCUGGGAGGGCCGUGAGACGUGCGUGGAGGUGUCGCGUGCAGAGCCUUUGCAUCCGCAACGCGCCUCGUUGGAGUCUUCCGUUCAGCUCUCUGAGGAAAGGCCUUCGUGCGGCUCCUCCCCCUGUUUUUUUUCGCCCAAUGCGGAGCAAAAGGAGACGGUGCCUUCUAUAAAAAAUUGUGUUUUGCUGGGUUGCUCGCUGCCGGCCCUCGCGCCCACAGAGCUUCCCCAAGGCGCCAGCGGCAACGGUUUCCACGAGGUGGGGUCCUCGUCCCCCCCUGCUCCCAAUGAACCAUCCCCUACGGAAACAGCGGGUGAUGGUGCCGCCAUCACUGGCUUGUUUGCUUGCUUUUGUGAGGCGGUAAUGGAGCGGACACCAGGCUGGAAACUCUUUGUUUCCUUUGUGGAGCGUGAGGGGGGUCGUUGGCUAGACUUGAGCUAUCAGAUGCCAGGGCCCACAAGUUUACCCCUGCACUUGCGUCGUUACGCAGUGCGGGAGAUUACCGCCUUACCACGUGCCUCCUUUCACUGCAUAACUUCUGUGCGAGAGGUGAUAGAUUUUUCUCUGAAGGUCAUGCGAAAUCGCCCACCAAGAAAGAGCGCCGUACAAAAAACCGGUGGCCUUCUCAUUCAAGUCCUUGGAGUGGCUGAUGAUGCUGAGUUUCAUGGGGAAGGAGAGACGCCGGUGGCGCCUCUUGGAGUGAGAUCUAUUAAGUUUACUCAGCCUGCUGCUUCCAGUGCGUUGGCGGAAGUGUGGGGCCUGCAUGUCUUUGGCUCCGUACCCUCGCGAGUCGCGGAGCGGCGUGAACUGGUUGCUGGUUCAGCCGGGGCAGGAGCGCAGGGGCGACGGCUCCUUCGGGCCAUUGGGUGUGAGGGGCCCAUUUCUGUUGUGGUCCGCCAUUUGAGCGACGCCGCCACUCUCCCCUCCUUUUGUAACCCAAAAAAAACAUUCGCGAAGGGUGUUGUGGGCCACGCCGGAGUGGGGCAGCACCCAUUGCGGCCUUCUCUGCAUCAGGAGUGGCGGGGGCGCCAAAGGAUGGGUGACGCGGAGAAUUGCGAGACGCCGUCCAAGGAAGUAAAGUUAAACGUGGAGGCAGUACCAGGCGCAAGUGCGAAGAAGACUUCGGCGCCGUCCGAGGCAGCAAUAGUUUGUAGUUCUUGCGAUAAUUUUUCCAUGGCAGCAUUGGCGCGUCAUACACUGAGGUGUUUGCAGUUACAGCGUAAUAUGAACGAUUGCCCAGCGUCGUCCCCCCGGGCUGCAAUGAGCCCGUCGUGUUCCAAGCCGGACUUCUUCGCCCCUGUGUGUAAAAAUAGUCCUUUGGCGCCUAUUAGGACCAAGCACGACUGCGAUGCACGGACAGCUGUGCCUGCUAAAGCGCCAUCGCGUGAUGAUGGCAUGGAAAGUCUCAUUAAAGCGCUUGAGCGCCGCUGGAAGUCUGGCGUACAUCGUUGCCCAAACCGGCGCAAGCCGUUGCUCCCGAUAUUUUAUGGCCUCAAAAAGCCUUAUUGGCAACGCGAGAGUCUCAUGUCUUUAGAGCUUGAGGAGAGGAGUCUGAUUGAGUUAGAGGAGAAGAGGCGGCGACGAUUAUCCGAGGCAAAAAUUGGACAGAUCUUGUGUGAUCCUCACCACGGCGCUCGUUCACCCCCCAUAACCUCUGUGGUGCGGAGGGCCAAGACGAGGGAGAAGUCGUUUUUAUUCCUCUCCCCUUUUCCCUAG